AUGCCAUUGUUUAAAAAGUUUGUGGAACCUGGAAGACUUUGUCUUUUGACUUAUGGUCCAAACUCUGGAAAGCUUGUUUUUGUCGUUGAUAUCGUUACUCCAACAAGAGUUUUAGUUGAUGGUGCCGAUGUUACAGGUGUUAAAAGACAACAAGUACCGAAGACAUGGUUAAAAUUGACAGAUGUGAAGGUAGAAUUACAGAGAGGAGCUAGGACUGGCACGUUGUCAAGAGCUGCUAAGGCACAGAAGGCUCUGGAACUGUUUGAUAAGACAAGUUUGGGUAAGAAGUUACGUGUCGCAGAGAAGAAGAGGAACCUCAAUGACUUCCAAAGGUUCAAACUCAUGGUAGCCAAAAGACAAAGAAGAAAAUUACUCAAGUCCUCUUAA
This is a messenger RNA of Theileria annulata, 387 nucleotides long. RefSeq names its product 60S ribosomal protein L14, putative. The transcript is spliced from 3 exons. Lineage: Eukaryota; Apicomplexa; Aconoidasida; Piroplasmida; Theileriidae. The record is from RefSeq and is a predicted model, not a curated record. Gene Ontology annotation, cellular component: ribosome; cytosolic large ribosomal subunit. Gene Ontology annotation, molecular function: RNA binding; structural constituent of ribosome. Bases 1 to 387 code for a protein of 128 amino acids. Gene Ontology annotation, biological process: ribosomal large subunit biogenesis; translation.